CUCUCUCUCUCUUUUAAAGGUUCCUAGGAGAUGGCACCAGUCACCUUGCCGCCAGGUUUUCGUUUCCAUCCCACCGACGAAGAGCUCGUUGCAUACUACCUCAAGAGGAAGAUUAAUGGAUAUAGAUUUGAGCUGGAGAUCAUCCCCGAGGUUGAUCUCUACAAGUGCGAGCCAUGGGAAUUACCAGAGAAAUCCUUUCUACCAAGCAAGGAUCUUGAGUGGUACUUCUUCAGCCCCCGAGAUCGUAAGUACCCCAAUGGAUCGAGGACAAACCGAGCAACUCGGGCUGGCUACUGGAAGGCCACAGGGAAGGACCGAAAAGUGAGCUUUCAAGGGCGUGCUGUCGGCACGAAGAAGACGCUUGUUUACUACAAGGGACGAGCACCGCGUGGCUCUCGGACACACUGGGUCAUGCAUGAGUACCGUCUCGACGAGAAGGAAAGCGAAAUGCCCUCCGGCUUGCAGGAGUCUUAUGCUCUUUGUCGCGUAUUCAUGAAGAGUACAACUGCUGGUGCUAAGAUCAUAGAGCAUUAUGGUUCACCUCGUGUAGAACCGUUGCAAUGGAAGCCAGCUGAUUCACACACAGCUGAGCUUUCUUCCGAUAGAAUUAAAAUUGGUGAAGAAUUUGGGAGCCGUGGUCGUCCUUCUCCUUCUGAGACGCACUCUUCAGAGACCAUUCAAGGAUCGACGCUUGAUGCGAGUGCUUCUGAGAAUCGCCAGUGGAUGCAGUAUCUAUCUGAGGAAGCGUUCGCCACUGGUCCAACAUUUCAUGAUCCAGCAUGCUUUCCUUGCACGCCACGGAAGAUAGAUAUAGAAAUAGAGUGUGCAAGACUUCAACGCAGGCUCACCUUGCCUCCCUUGGAAAUGGAUGACUUCUCAUGCAACAGUCUCAAUGAUUCAAAAGCCUCACUUUCGGGGACCUCUCGAGGAAGUGCAAGUCAAGUGGAGAUUCUGCAGGAGGUCUUAUCAGUUGCCUCAGCAACGCGGGACCUGAUCAACAGCUCCAUCUACCCUAAUAUAUUUUGCUGAGAUCACUCGGUCCGAAGAAUUUGCGUCUCUGUUGGAAGUUGACAGAAGAAAAAGAAGGGAUUCUGAAGCCACGCACCCUGGGAGAGUCUAUGACACUCGUCGAGAUGAGUGACUUCGAACAAAAGUUCAAGGAAGAGAACAAGAAAGCAGAGAUAUUACUAAGAGGAUCAAUGACUUGAAUAAAAGAGGUAUCUGAUGAUUUGAUUUGCUGUCAGUUUCACCACAGGAGUCGACAAAGAUGGCCACCACUCUCAUAGUGGCGUGGUAAGAACUAACUUGUCACACCAUAAGGAGGGCAACUUCCAUUUGAAUGCAGUAUCAAGGCAAGACUUCGUGGCUGAGAGAUUUGGAUUCGCAGCAUGAAGUUAGAUGUACAUUUCCAUGCUUUAGUAGGUUACGUUCAAAGCGUUGGUAGGUAGGAGACAACUUCAUAAGGAAUAAAUAAGGCAAUGGAACAUUGAGUGGAAUGCUACAAGUUGAGAUUGUAAUUAUUAUCAACAUUUCAGGGAAAACAAAUUCUUAAAGAGGUCAAAGAGGAUGAUGAUAAAAAGAAAAUGGUCAUCUUCCUUUGGAAUAAAUUUAGGUGAGAAAUAUAUGCAAAGACCCACAUGAAAUGUUGCAACAGGAUCCUGUAAGAAUGACCUUUCUUUUAUCU
Messenger RNA from Musa acuminata subsp. malaccensis (wild Malaysian banana), 1684 nucleotides. RefSeq names its product NAC domain-containing protein 54. Lineage: Eukaryota; Viridiplantae; Streptophyta; Magnoliopsida; Zingiberales; Musaceae. The record is from RefSeq and is a predicted model, not a curated record. Gene Ontology annotation, biological process: regulation of DNA-templated transcription. Gene Ontology annotation, molecular function: DNA binding.